This is a messenger RNA of Caenorhabditis briggsae, 105 nucleotides long. Lineage: Eukaryota; Metazoa; Nematoda; Chromadorea; Rhabditida; Rhabditidae. The transcript has a single exon. The coding region runs from base 1 to 105 and encodes 34 amino acids. The record is from RefSeq and is a predicted model, not a curated record.
AUGCAAAAUUUGUUGACAAAAAUAAUUUUAAAAAAGCAAGCGCGCCCUGUUGCUAACAGAGUUCCAAUCCGGGACAGUUCGACACCGCACAGUUCGAAUUUAUAG